AUGGUCUGGUCUCCUCCCGUCUCGCUUGCGUCUGCCAAGGACAAGACUAGCUUUGCGUACGAGUCUACAGUGCACCGCUGGCCUGCCAUCCUCACCCAGGUGAUCGACAGCAUCUACAGCGCCAACUAUGCGCUCUCCUACUCGCGCACCAACCAGUCGGCCAAGAUCGACGAGGGCAAGCAGAUCAUCGAAAAGAUCGCCGCGCUCAAGCAUGACAUGAGCCGCGACCGCCCGCUCGAGCCCAUCGGUGUCGUUUCGGGCAAGGACGCUGGCGAGGGCCCUUCCACCGAGCUCUUUGACUCGGUCAUCGACAAGGAGCACUGGACCUGGUUCCAGGCGCCCUGGCUCUUUGCCGAGUGCUACCUCUACCGCCUGCUGAGGACCUUCUUCGCGCGCAGCCAGCACUGGAAGCAGUACGAUCCCUUCUCCAAAACCAAGCUCGACACGUUCAAGAGCUCCGGCAACGCCAUCAGCGCCCUUGCCGUCACCAUCGAGGAGCUCGUGGCCAAGUCGCUCUCGUCGGAGCAGGGCCCCGAGUCCACGCCGCAAGGACGUGAGAUCCUCUUCCACGAGAUGGCGCAGAUGUCGCUGUGGGGCAACGCCACCGACCUCAGUCUGCUGACCAACCUGUCGUACGCCGACCUGCAGGCGCUGCAGACCACGGGUCGCGAGCAGCAGGAGGCACGCAGCAAGUACAUCCUCGCCAACGACCUCGACAAGGCGUGGACGCGCAUCUCGUCGCUCAACAACGGCCGCGUCGACAUUGUGCUCGACAAUGCCGGCUUCGAGCUGGUGACCGACAUGAUCUUUGCCGACUGGCUGCUCACCACGCCGCACGUCGGCGAGGUGGUGUUCCACCCCAAGAACAUGCCCUGGUUCGUCUCGGACGUCACGCCGCCCGACUUCCGCCACACGAUCGAGUCGCUGCUCGAGCCCAGCUUCUUUGCGCGCCAGGAGGCGGGGCAGGACCGUCACCGCAGCGUGAGCCGAAGCCGCGACCUGCAGGCCGACCCGUCCAAGUACUCGUACAACGCCUCGGGCGGACAGGGUGCGCAGCCGGCUGGAUCGCGAUCGCUGCAGAUGGCCGAUGGCAACGAGCGUGGUCGUUCGCCGCACCCCUCGGGCAGUCUGCACCUCCAGGCUCGCGAGGGCAGCGUCGACUCGACCGGACGUGGCCGCACGCCGGCGGGCAGCCGCAACUUCCAGAUGGACGCGGCGUACUUUAAGAAUGCGCGCUCGCAGACGAUUUCGCCGUCGCGCUCGUACGUGAUGGACAGCUCGCGCUUCUCGUCGCUCUCGAUCCACGACGAAGAGCCGAGCGGCGACGACGAGCGUCACGGCCGCGGGCGCUCGACGACGGUCAAGGACGAGACGCCGUCGUCGCAGACGCCCGUGCAGGCGAUGGUGCGCCGCUGGAUGAAGCACAUGGAGUCGGGCCGCUUCAAGCUGUCUGUGCCGCUCGACACGCCGCUGGGCGCCGACACGGGUGCGGCCAAUGGAUUCUGGACGCAGCCUGUGUCGUACGCCAACAUGGCGACGCAUGCGCCCGAGCUGCACAAGGAGCUCGCGACGCAGAGCGACCUGGUGAUCUUCAAGGGCGAUCUCAACUACCGCAAGCUCACCUCGGAUGCCAACUGGAAGUCGGACACGAGCUUCCGCGAGGCGCUCGGCCCGCUGGCUGGCACCGUGGAGAUCCUGGCGCUGAGGACCAACAAGGCGGAUGUCUGCGUGGGCCUCAAGCCGGGACAGGAGGCCGAGGUGGAAAAGGAGGACGCAAAGUGGCGUGUAGACGGAAAGUGGGCCGUCGUGCAGUACUGCCCUCGAGACAAGUAG
Messenger RNA from Moesziomyces aphidis, 1833 nucleotides. NCBI's taxonomy places the organism in Eukaryota, Fungi, Basidiomycota, Ustilaginomycetes, Ustilaginales, Ustilaginaceae. The record is from the annotation of a GenBank genome assembly.